AUGCCUAGAGCCAUACAGGUGAAUCUGCAGCACUCGAAAUGUGCUACAGAGAACUUGGAUGUCUUCCUCAGGGAAAAGGACAUCGACAUCGGUUUCAUACAGGAGCCCUGGGUCAGAGACAACGAGAUUAAGGGGUUCCAAAACAAAAAGAACAUCAACAUAUUCUACAUUAAAGCAAACAUGGGGAAAGUGGAGAUGCAAAAAUCGUCGAUAUACCUGGCAACGGUGUAUAUGCCACAUGAGAAACCGGCGUCGCCAGACGAAGUGGCUCGAUUCCUGUCAACAUUAAAUAAGACAGACAAACUAUUGAUGGGCUGCGUACAAACGCCAGAAACGAGCUCUGGAGCAGUUCAGAGACGAAAGAAAGAGAGAGCCAGGUCUCAACUUUCUAAACAUAGUUCUCAAGCACGAGCAGCAAAAAUACGUCGUAUAGGAGAAUCUUCACCUGAACAUUCACAACGCCUUGCUGAACAAAAUCAGAGAACCUCUGAGUUACGUGCACGAGAGUCGAGGCUGAAGCGUUCCCAACGUCUUCAUGAACAAAAUGUAAGGACCUCUGACUUACGCGAACGAGAGUCAAGUGUCGAGCGUUCGCAACGUCUUGCCGAACAAAGCUUGAGAACCUCUGAGUUACGUGCACGAGAGUCGAGGCUGGAGCGUUCCCAACGUCUUCAUGAACAAAAUGUAAGGACCUCUGGCUUACGCGAACGAGAGUCAAGUGUCGAGCGUUCGCAACGUCUUGCCGAACAAAGCUGGAGAACCUCUGAGUUACGUGCACGAGAGUCGAGGCUGGAGCGUUCCCAACGUCUUCAUGAACAAAAUGUAAGGACCUCUGACUUACGCCAACGAGAGUCAAGUGUCGAGCGUUCGCAACGUCUUGCCGAACAAAGCUGGAGAACCUCUGAGUUACGUGCACGAGAGUCGAGGCUGGAGCGUUCCCAACGUCUUCAUGAACAAAAUGUAAGCACCUCUGACUUACGCGAACGAGAGUCAAGUGUCGAGCGUUCGCAACGUCUUGCCGAACAAAGCUUGAGAACCUCUGAGCUAAGCGCUCAAGAGUCGAGGCUGAAGCGUUCCCAACGUCUUCAUGAACAAAAUAUAAGGACCUCUCAGUUGCGCGAAAGAGAGUCGAGUGUCGAGCGUUCGCAACGUCUUGCCGAACAAAGCUGGAGAACCUCUGAGUUACGUGCACGAGAGUCGAGGCUGGAGCGUUCCCAACGUCUUCAUGAACAAAAUGUAAGCACCUCUGACUUACGCGAACGAGAGUCAAGUGUCGAGCGUUCGCAACGUCUUGCCGAACAAAGCUUGAGAACCUCUGAGCUACGCGCUCAAGAGUCGAGGCUGAAGCGUUCCCAACGUCUUCAUGAACAAAAUAUAAGGACCUCUCAGUUGCGCGAAAGAGAGUCGAGUGUCGAGCGUUUGAAGCGACUUAGAGCUCAAGCAGAGAGGCAGCAGUUGUCCACAAAUAGAGUGCGCAAUCGAAUUUUAGCUAACAGGAACAGACUGGCUUUCAGAUAUGAUCCGCAGCUUGAUUAUGCACAACAAGCGUCCGUCCUAAUCGGAGUCAUGAAUAAGAUCUGCUCUAACUGCUCUGCCAAGAAAUGGGAGGACGAACCUAAUGCAACAAACGGUGUACUGAGUACUGUGGUUAUAACGGAUUGCAAGAAAAUUAAUUGA
Anastrepha obliqua is the source of this 1677-nucleotide messenger RNA. RefSeq names its product trichohyalin-like. The record is from RefSeq and is a predicted model, not a curated record. Bases 1 to 1677 code for a protein of 558 amino acids. The transcript has 4 exons. Lineage: Eukaryota; Metazoa; Arthropoda; Insecta; Diptera; Tephritidae.